CAAAGGAAACUUAACCUAACUUUUUCACGUGUAGGGGCGGCAGUGGGGGUUCCUAAAACAUUUUUAACAAACAAAUUUUAAUUUUUAUAUAUUAACUUAUUAUUACACGCGUAAUUGAUUAAUAAAACAGAUUAAAGGAAUACCCCACUACAUCCACAUAAAUUUGUAGUAUACAUUUCUGGUAGUACCGAGAAUAGCAACUAUUUAUAGCAUUUACCCUUGGAAUUUUUAAAAUAAAUACAUAGUUGCAUUUAAAAUACUUUAUUUGUCUAAUACUAAAAGUCAGUGGUAAUUCGGUAAUAAAUAUGCCUACAAAAGGAGAAGACUUAAACAGCCCCACAGAGAACCCCUUAAUAACCUCCACAAUAGACCAGGACCAAAAUGAAAAAAUCAAAAUGAAGAAACAUAUGGGCCUUUUAGAGGGAGUCGCUAUUAUUUUAGGCAUUAUUUUUGGAUCAGGUAUUUUCAUAUCUCCAAGAGGGGUGAUACAAGAAGUUGAUUCAGUAGGAUUCUCCUUAGUUAUAUGGGUGUUAUGUGGGCUCUUAUCUAUGAUAGGUGCCCUGUGCUAUGCAGAAUUGGGCACUUGCAUACCAAAAUCUGGUGGAGAUUAUACAUAUAUCAAUGAAGCAUAUGGGUCUUUGCCUUCAUUUUUGUAUUUGUGGGCGGCAAAUGUAAUUUUUGUCCCCACAACAAACUCAAUUAUGGGACUCACAUUUGCUAAAUAUGUGAUACAACCCUUUUUCCCUGAAUGUGAUAUGCCUGAUUUGGGAGUGAGACUUGUGGCAGCCGCAGUCAUUUGUUUUCUAACAUUUUUGAAUGGUUAUAAUGUGAAGGCCACCAUGAAACUACAAAAUGUUUUCAUGUUUUGUAAAUUAGGUGCUCUAGUAUUAAUCGUUCUCAUGGGAGUGGUGUGGAUGUCUUUGGGACAUGUGGAGAAUUUCUCAAAUGCUUUCGCCCAUACCACAAAUAAUCCUGGAAAAAUUGCCAAAGCAUUUUAUAGUGGAAUUUUUUCUUAUUCUGGAUGGAACUAUUUAAAUUUCAUGACAGAAGAGCUGCAAAACCCUUUUGUGAAUCUCCCGAGGGCCAUUUACAUAUCUCUGCCAUUAGUAACUGGUAUAUAUGUCUUGGCAAAUAUGGCUUACAUGUCUGUAUUGACUCCCACAGAUAUUGCUGCCACUGAUGCCAUUGCUGUUACUUUUGGCAAUGCCCUUCUGGGGAAAUAUAGCUGGUUUAUCCCAAUUUUGGUGGCGAUUUCGGCAUUUGGGGGUUUAAGUGUACACAUAAUGUCAUCGUCAAGGAUGUUGUAUGCCGGAGCCAGAAACGAUCAAUUUCCCGCGAUGUUAGGCCAUUUGAAUGUGAAAACAUUGACUCCCGUGCCUAGUUUGUUCCUUUUGAAUGUCCUCUCUCUUAUAAUGCUAUGCUCCAGUGACAUUCAACUGUUAAUCCACUAUUGCACCAUCGUGGAAACUUUUUUCGUAACACUGUCCGUCUCCGGUGUUUUAUAUUUAAGGUGGAAAUACCCGAAAAUGGAACGCCCUAUUAAAAUCCACAUCAGUGUGCCGAUAAUAUUCAUAAUAAUUUGUAUAUUCUUGCUGAUCUUACCGAUAAUCGAGUCCCCGCUGAUCUUGCUAGGGGGCGUGCUGAUCACCCUCAGUGGCGUACCGGUUUAUUACUUCGGUAUAAUGCAAGAUAAGAAACCGGAGAAGUUUAAUCGAUUUAUGCGAGCUAUGACGGUUUUGUGCCAGAAAGUGUUUCUGUCGGCCCACGAGGAGGAAUAAAUAAGACUGGAAACAUCACAAAUAUGAAUCUCACAUGACGUGAACAGAAUGAGUUUCUAGUUUAACGCACACAGUGCUGUUUUUGUAGCUUUUAAGUGUAUUUUUUUUUCAGUACAAUUUUUAGGUUUAGGUUUGCUAGGUUACCAUUUAUUUUUUUUAGUAUUAUUGGCUCAAAUGUAUUAAGGGUUGUGAUUUUUUUUGUUGUUUAUUUAUUUCUUUUAGUUUUAGUGCAGCUAAGAAAGUUUUUCUCCUCUUAUACGAAUAUUAAGAAUCUCCAUAUAUUUUAACUAAUCAGAUUGUACAUUUGUUACAUUAAUACACUAUUUUGAAACAGA
Messenger RNA from Anthonomus grandis grandis, 2113 nucleotides. It is a transcript of the gene gb, whose product is annotated as Y+L amino acid transporter 2. Bases 306 to 1778 code for a protein of 490 amino acids. The record is from RefSeq and is a predicted model, not a curated record. The transcript is spliced from 9 exons. Gene Ontology annotation, biological process: amino acid transmembrane transport. Gene Ontology annotation, cellular component: membrane. Gene Ontology annotation, molecular function: L-amino acid transmembrane transporter activity. Lineage: Eukaryota; Metazoa; Arthropoda; Insecta; Coleoptera; Curculionidae.